AUGCGGAAAAUGAUGACAAUGAAUGGUGCACUACACCCAAAAGGAGAUGAGGAUAGAUUGUAUGGUCCCAGAGUGAAAGGUGGGCGUGCACUGAUUAGCUGUGAGCGUUGUAUAUGGAGUGAAGAAAACAACUCGGGGUGGUAGCUUAAGAAUGCAACAGAGGAAUUGUUAAUAGCUGCAAAAACUGUUGGUGUCAUUGGAACUGAAGAAACUGUUAGAAAAAUGGAAUUUAGAAAGUGGUUAAGGAAAUGGAAGGAUAAAGCAAUGCAUGGACAAUUCCUAAGGGAUAUGCCGGAAACUACAGAUGCAGAACAGACUUGGAGUUGGCUUAUAUCCUCUGACUUGAAGGUUGAAAUGGAAGCCUUUAUCUGUGCAGCACAGGAACAGGCUCUCAGGACUAAUAACGUGAAACAUGACAGUGAUAGGACUGCUGAGUCACCGUUACGUAGAAUGUGCAGUGAAAGAGAGUGUUUUUCGUCUAGAAACUGAGUUUUAAAAGUUGGCUGAGAAGGAAUAUAAAAGAUGACAUCAUAUCAUAG
Porites evermanni is the source of this 539-nucleotide messenger RNA. Lineage: Eukaryota; Metazoa; Cnidaria; Anthozoa; Scleractinia; Poritidae. The record is from the annotation of a GenBank genome assembly.